This is a messenger RNA of Phyllostomus discolor (pale spear-nosed bat), 866 nucleotides long. Its product is annotated as surfeit locus protein 1. The record is from RefSeq and is a predicted model, not a curated record. Gene Ontology annotation, cellular component: mitochondrion; membrane. Gene Ontology annotation, biological process: mitochondrial respiratory chain complex IV assembly. Bases 179 to 787 code for a protein of 202 amino acids. The transcript has 8 exons. NCBI's taxonomy places the organism in Eukaryota, Metazoa, Chordata, Mammalia, Chiroptera, Phyllostomidae.
GUGCCCCGGAAGCAAAUGCCGCCGGACCCGGGAACCCUCCGCGGGGCGAUGGCGGUGUGGCGGCUGGGGCAGGCCCCCGCCCGCGCUGCUUGGAGGAGCGUCCUCGCGGUGCCCCUGCGCGCAGGUCCAGCGUCGGAAGUGGAAGCUGAAGCUGAUCGAAGAGCUCGAGUCCAGGGUCAUGGCCGAGCCCGUCCCUCUGCCCGCAGACCCGAUGGAGCUGGAGAACCUGGAGUACAGGCCCGUGAGGGUCCGCGGGCACUUUGACCACUCCAAGGAGCUGUACUUGAUGCCCCGGACCCUGGUGGACCCGGCCCGGGAGGCCCGGGCGGCCGGCCAGCUCUCCUCCUCGGUCCAGAGCGGCGCCCACGUCGUCACGCCUUUCCACUGCAGCGACCUGGGGGUCACCAUCCUGGUCAACAGAGGUUUCGUCCCUCGGAAGAAGGUGAACCCCGACACGCGGCAGAAAGGCCAGAUCGAGGGGGACGUGGAGCUCACUGGGAUCGUGCGGCUGGCCGAGACCAGGAAGCCUUUCGUCCCCGAGAACAACCCAGAAAGGAACCACUGGCACUACCGGGACCUGGAGGCCAUGGCCAAGGUCACAGGCACAGAGCCCAUCUUCAUCGACGCGGACUUCAAGAGCACAGUGCCCGGGGGGCCCAUCGGAGGGCAGACCCGGGUCACCCUGCGAAACGAGCACAUGCAGUACAUCGUCACCUGGUACGGACUCUGUGCGGCCACGUCCUACCUGUGGGCAAAGAAAUUCCUGCGUGGGACUCGGGGCACGUGACACCGUCGGCCAGGGCACCCCGAGUUGAGGGGGUCCAGUCUCAUGCCGGCCAGUCGUGUGAAUAAACCCCUGGCUGCUA